CCCGCCGCGACCGCGAUGGAGCCACCCGCACCCGGUUCACAACCACCGGUCGAGGAGGAGGACCGCGUCGAAGAACCGGCCUCCAACGCCUCCUCCAAUGGGGAUGGCGCCCCGACCGCUGCUGCGCCGCCACCUCCCCCCGCGACGCCCCUCCACCUCGACCAGGCCGGAGGCGGCGCCGACGGGUCGACCUCCGCCACGGUGGUGGACCCCCGGAAGGGCAAGGAGACGCUGUUGCCCAGGGACAUUCCUCCUCCUCCGAGCCCCGCGGACUACGCCGGCGGCGGCGCCGAUGGGUCGAGCUCCGCCGCGGCGUGGGUCGAAAGGAAGGGCAGGCUGGCCGCCGUUCCCUUUCCGGCACCUUUUCCCCCAAGCUCCGCGGGCAGCAUCCCCGACUUCGGAGCCGGGGGGUCAAGCUCCUCGGCGGGGAGGAGGAUGGUGGUGCCGAGGGAUGCGACGGGGUCGUUCGACUACAUGCAGGUGGUACGAGAGGGGCAGUCGGUUGUCAUCGAGGAGGGCGAGGAGGAGCAGGUGGAAUCGCCUCACGCCAAACACGCGCUCCCGGGAAAGGAAAAGGAGAAACUACGACAAGUCAAGGUGAGACCCAGGCCUGAAAAGGGGAAAUCACCCUGGAGUUGGCUCAAGAACAAGAUUUUUUGUAGAGAAGGAAGGCAAAUAUGUUCGGAACAUGUCCAGCACCAGACACAACCCAUCUCUGAAGUAAGGAAUCGUUAUAUGGUUUCUUCUAAUGGGAUGAACAGUCUUGAUGGCUAUUCAGAAUUUAGACCGGUGAUUGGAGAUGGGGAGUGUUUCUACAGGAGCUUCAUAUUUUCCUACCUAGAGCAAGUUAUUGAUAGGCCGGACACAGAUGAGGAACGCCGUCUCCUUGAUGUUGUUGAAACAGCGUCUGCACGACAUGCAGAUCUUCGAUGGAACUCUAAGUUUCCCAGGACCAGCAGAGCAUUUAAGAAGCUGCUUGAGAAAGUAAAGAGAUGGAAGAACACGGAAUCAACUAGCAGUUUCCGUAAAGAGGAACUUCUCAAGUUCUUCACCACAUAUGAUAAGACGCAAGACAUUUUUGCUUUCCUCAGAUUACUAGUAGCUAUCCAGAUAUGCUCGCACAGUGCGGAGUAUGUACCGCAUAUACCAAAUGUCGCCAGUGGAGUUUACAGUCUAAAAGUUUGGUGCUUUCUGUACGUCACUCCAGCUCGUGUGGAAUCGGAAGGUCUUAUGAUGAGGGCCUUGGCCAGCGCGCUUGACGUAACCCUCAUAGUGGAAACAUUCCAAGGAGGAUAUGCUCGAGAUAUAUACACUGGUCCUGGAGUUCCCCGUCCGGCUGUGACCCUGCUGUACAAUGGUAAUCACUACGACAUCAUCUACCCACACGCUCCUCCUUCCGAGAGUUCAAGUCAUCAGGCUUCCUAGAUAGAACAUCCUGGUGAUCAGAGUUCAAUUCAACAGACUUCCUAGAGAGAACAUCCUGCUGAUCAGAAUUCAAGUCAACAGAUUCCUCCGGAUUAAAGUUGUGUUGGGAUGCUGCCGUUGAAUGAGAGUGUUGCUGAGUUUAGUUGUAGAGUAGAUCCACUGAUGAAGUUGGGGUAGGCAUAGCAUAUACUUGUGCAUUCUUCUUCUGUUGGCUGGUAUACGAGUGAAUGUUCUGUGAUCACAUUCGAACUUCUUAAUUGUGUUUUUGAAAUUUGAACAUGGGCAUGAUAUCAGCUGGUCCUUUCUGUAUGUUCUGGAAGACACAAAUAUUGCUCUUGUUUGGACA
Messenger RNA from Aegilops tauschii subsp. strangulata, 1771 nucleotides. RefSeq lists its product as uncharacterized. Lineage: Eukaryota; Viridiplantae; Streptophyta; Magnoliopsida; Poales; Poaceae. The record is from RefSeq and is a predicted model, not a curated record. Gene Ontology annotation, molecular function: ubiquitin binding; cysteine-type deubiquitinase activity. Gene Ontology annotation, cellular component: nucleus. Gene Ontology annotation, biological process: protein K48-linked deubiquitination.